Messenger RNA from Cuscuta campestris, 1301 nucleotides. The record is from the annotation of a GenBank genome assembly. Lineage: Eukaryota; Viridiplantae; Streptophyta; Magnoliopsida; Solanales; Convolvulaceae.
GUCAAUAUUUUUUUGAGAAUUCUUUAAAUCAUAUGCACAGCCCUUUUAAUCCAACAAUAUAUCGAUAUGUUAUUUAAUAGUCAUUUUUUUAAGAAAAAAUAAAUGAACUUGUGCGUUUCAAAGGUUAAGGUGUGUGUGUGUCUACACACACACACAUUUGGAGGAACAAAGUAGUGUCCAAAGUUUGCUUGAAAGAGGAGCCUUCUAGGUGCAUACUCCUCAAUUUUCCGUGUAAAGAUUUCUCAAUGGCAUUGUCCUCAGUUUUGCGCGGCAUAUUUGGGGGAUGUUUGAGACCGACAUUCAUCAAACCACAUAUGUCUCAAUUUGGUUCAGUUCGAUUUCGUUACACUGUGUCUACCCCAAAGCUCAUGGUGUGUGGUGUGCCAAGGGACAGUACAGAUGAAGACAUCAGGAAAGCAUUCGAGCCAUUAGGGAAUGUUGUUGAGGCUAAAAUUGCUGCAGAUAGUGUCACUGGAAAGUGCAGGGGGUUCGGGUAUAUCACUUUUGAAACGGUCGAAGAAGCCAGAAAAGCUCAAAUAGCUCGUGCAGGAACGGCUGCUAAGUUCUUGGGUGUUUGGAUCCCUUUUUACUCUACUAUCAAGCCCAUGACCAGGUGGAGGCAGUCAAGUGCAGGCACUGUCCGGGUGGAUUGAAUUUCUCAUUUUCGGCGUAUUACUCAUAUUAUUAUUAUUGCUGUUGUUGUUUGUGACACUUAAUUUGUGCUGCUUUCUUUCCAGAAACAUGUUUUAUCAGCUUAUGUGAUGCAUUUACUUUAAAAAUAGUUUCAGAAAGAGUAAUCAUCGAUUAAGGGGCUGUUUGGCAACUUCUGAAUGAGUAAGUGCUGAACCAGUAAGAGGUCUGAAUCAUUAAGUGCUGAACCAGUAAGAGGUCUGAACCAUUAAGAGCUAGUAUAUUGCUUAACUAUUCAGAGGCAAAUGUCUGAUCAAUUCAGAUAACAGCUCUUAACCAUUCAGACUCUGUAUAAUACUUAACCAUUCAGAGGCAAAUCUCUUAACCAUUCAGACAUCUGAACCAUUAAGAGUCUNCUGUUUGGCAACUUCUGAAUGAGUAAGUGCUGAACCAGUAAGAGGUCUGAAUCAUUAAGUGCUGAACCAGUAAGAGGUCUGAACCAUUAAGAGCUAGUAUAUUGCUUAACUAUUCAGAGGCAAAUGUCUGAUCAAUUCAGAUAACAGCUCUUAACCAUUCAGACUCUGUAUAAUACUUAACCAUUCAGAGGCAAAUCUCUUAACCAUUCAGACAUCUGAACCAUUAAGAGUCUGAAACAAACAGUCUGAACCAUU